GCCAUCAGCCACGCCCCUGCGCCAUCCACCACAACAAACAUUAAGCCGAAGGGACAAGCUAAAUUGAAAUUUUAGCCUAAGCCAAGUAGAUUUUGGUUGAUUAUUUGUUUCCAACGGUGCACCUUGACCCUAGACUAUGGAAGUAGAGGGUGUUGAAAGUCUUUUAUCGGAGGCAGUGAGAGAACUGAAUGAAGAGAUUGGUUCGCAUGUUGAUAAGGCACGAGAAGCUUACCAGCAAUACACAUCAGAAAAACAUGAAAUCGAACAAAUGUUGGACGUCGCAAGUAGUGCCGCAAGGGUUACCGCCGCAGUCCAUGAGGUAGAAUCUGUUUCUUCACAAAUUGCCACUGUUGUAGAGCAGUAUGACACUUUGAGUGUGCACAGAAAGGGUCAAUUAGAGGAGCAGCUGCAAACUCAGGUUGAGAGGGUUGGUCAAUUAGAGGCAGCUGUGGCCUAUCUAAAACGAAUCCAAGAACUGGAAGCCAUAAGCAAUCAAUUGGAAGCUAAUUUUCAUCAUGAAAGACAGGCUGUAGAGCGGCUCGGAAAAUUGGCACAAAUGGCAGCAGCUCUUUCUGGCAGCAACUGCCACCAUCUUACAAGUUUUUAUGCCGAGACUCAAGGAUAUUGGCAUACUUUAAUCAGAGAAAAACUUUCUACGGAGUUCGAUGAUAUUUUGAAGGAGAUCAAGUGGCCGAUGGUGGCUGACAUCACCGCAACCCCUUCACCAGAUAGCCUGGCGCGGUUUGAUUCUUUGGUUGAGCUUCUUUUGCUGCUGGAAAUGACUGAAGGCCAUGAGGUACCUAAAAGUCGAUCAGCUCUCUUGUCAGACUUUCUUCCUCCUCCACUUCCUCUUCAAUUGAUGGUGAGGCCACUUCGAAGACGCUUCUUGUACCACUUCUCAGGCUCAAGACAGACAAAUCGACUUGACAAGCCGGAGUGGUUUAUGGCACAAGUCCUAGCAUGGAUACGAGAGCAUGUAACAUUUUUAUCUCAGAGGGUUCAGCCUGUGCUGGACAAGGUGAAAGGAGACGAGGCGCCAUCAGCUCAAAUUGAGUUUUCAAGGGCUUUGGUCCAGCUAGUUUUGGAAAAGCUCCAUUCAGAGCUGUCUAUUUUGGAGCAGGACGACGCUUUGUUUGCCCACGCACUUGACGAAACGCUUUCUUUUGACAAGGAGCUCAGAUCAGGACUAGGGUAUCCCAUUAGUCAACCUGGAGUAGUCGGAGUCUUGACCCAAGCUCCUGUUUUUGUCAAAUGGAUAGCGAUGGAAAAAAAAUAUGCUGGCGAAAGAAUGGACAGAAUGCUCUGUUCAGAGACAGCUUGGCAGGCUCUUGCCUCUCAAGAAGAACAACUCAAAGUUACGGAAUGCGCUGAUGCAUUUAUCGCCCUUUUGGCAACAAUGACUGAUAGAUUUCGCCACCUCCCUCAACCUGGCCACAGACUUCAGUUUGUGGAGCUGCAGCUUGAGUUGAUUGAAGAAUGGCGUGUUAGGCUAGUCCAAAUUUUGAGGGAAGAGCGGCUGCUGCCAUUAGCUUCUCGUUUGCCAGCCAUAUUAAAUUCAGUCUGCUACGUUGCUGCAGUUUUAAGGGAAUGGGCAGAGCAGCCGCUGCUUCUACAGCUUCAAUUGUAUAGGCAAGGCCAUGUGCAGGGCUGUGUGUUUGACGAUGCACUGCAACUCCUAGAGAGCCUAUCUGAAGAACUGCUUGAAACAUUGACGGAAUCUGUGUUACUCGACGUCAAAGCCAAGAGCAGGGAAUACAGAAAAGACAAGUGGUUCUGCAUGACCAGCGAUGAAAACACUUUGACACCAUCGGCCUGUGAAAUGAUGCAGAUUCUCUCUGCUCGGUUAUUGCAACUUAAAGAAUUAUUGGCUGAGAGCUCAUUCAACAAAGCUUGGCACUCACUCGCCACUCACUUAUCCCAAUUUUUAAUGGAAGAACUGGUGCUUGAGAACUGGUUCAGCUCAGGGGGUGGAUGUCAAUUCCAAUACGACCUCAUUCACGGCCUAUUUCCUUUGUUCGGCCAGUUCAUGGCCAGGCCCGACAAUCUUUUCAAGCCGUUGAAAGAAGCGUGCAUAUUGUUAACCCUUGCGUCCGGCUCUGCCAAGCUGCUGGCUGAGGUCUUGAGGGACGAAGUUGACCCCACAGAUGCUCUUGCUGAGUUGGGAUUGCACAGACUGAAUCCACAAGAAGCUAGAGAAAUCCUCUCCCGGAGAAAUGACAUCAGUGCUUCUGAUCUGUGAUGCUAAUAUGUAAGCACGAAAAGCUUUUUUAAUUACAUUUCCCCCCAAAAUUUCACAAAAUAAAAUGAGCAACUUCACGAGAACUUUUUUUCAAUAAAGAAAGAAGAAACAGAAAGCAGUGUUUUACUGGAAGAAAAAAUUGUGAUUACCUAUUUAUCUUCUACUGCUCAAAACUGUUUCACUCCUUCUUGUCAUCCACACACCAGGCCCAAAAUAGAAGGUCACUCUACCAAUACUAUUUUUAAACAAUAUUUAACAUUUGAAAACUUAAUGAUUAAAUAAAUUACUUGAAUUGUAUCAAACA
This is a messenger RNA of Neocloeon triangulifer, 2543 nucleotides long. It is a transcript of the gene Rint1, whose product is annotated as RAD50-interacting protein 1. Gene Ontology annotation, cellular component: Dsl1/NZR complex. The transcript has 11 exons. The record is from RefSeq and is a predicted model, not a curated record. Gene Ontology annotation, biological process: endoplasmic reticulum to Golgi vesicle-mediated transport; retrograde vesicle-mediated transport, Golgi to endoplasmic reticulum; regulation of ER to Golgi vesicle-mediated transport. Lineage: Eukaryota; Metazoa; Arthropoda; Insecta; Ephemeroptera; Baetidae. The coding region runs from base 137 to 2239 and encodes 700 amino acids.